AAAAACAAAAACCAGGAAGUUGAGGCGAGGAAGAGACGUAGCAGCUUUGAAGGAGCAUCAAACGUCCAAGUUUUAAAACUGUUUUUUAAGGUUUUAAAUAGUAGGGUAAACUACAAAUAAACCCGAGUUUUCCGUGUGCUGUCGGAGGACGUUAUUUCCAACAAGAUGGACACUGAUCCGGAAAUGGGAGGAAUAUCGGAAGCACCAGAGCCCAAGGACAAGGUACAGUCUUUGAGAGAUCAGGUAGAUGGAGUGAAAAACAUCAUGACUGAGAAUGUGGAUCGGAUCCUGGCUCGUGGAGAGCGGUUGGAUGAUCUCAUGGGCAAGUCCGAGGAUCUGCAAGCAGGGGCUCAACACUUCAAGCAGACGUCUCAGAAAGUGGCCCGCGCCUACUGGUGGAAGAACGUCAAGCUGAUUGUGGUGAUCGUGGUGAUUGUCCUCGUCAUUGUCCUCAUCAUUGUCCUGCUGGCCACCGGAGUCAUUCCUGUCAGUAGCUCUCCGGGUCCCAUAGUUAAUCCCACUACCAAGCCGUAAAAAACAGAAGCACACACACCAUGUACAUAAAGACAAAAUGAAAUCAAAAAUUACAGCCCAGUUGCACAGUAUAAAGUAAUAUAUAGACUCUAGCAAAAAAACUGUUGUCUAGUGAAAUAUUUAAAAGAUUUUUUCUGGUUACUUUCACUUUGGUUUAAGGCACUUUAAUGACACAUCAGCAUGUGAAGCCCUUUGAAUCAGUUCCAGCAUGGUCAUUUUGAAACUGGGGAUCAUUUUAACAAAAUCCUGACUUUAUUGUAUUUGUUCUGAAAAGGCAGAAACUUUUUGUCCAUCAACCAUCAUCCUAAGAGGAAGUUACAUGAAUGUUUGUCAGUGGAAAUAAUCUGUUACCUUACAUAGUCCCAACCAUCUUUACCUGCUUGUAAAGUUUUAACCAUUAGAAAUAAAGCUACUUAUUUUAGGAAAAGCCAAACCUUUGUUGUUUUUGUUUCGUUCAAAGUGCCUUCAGUUUCUUUACCUUUACUGUUUAGAAAGAAACACUGCUUUAUCUGUGAGGUUGGUGUGUGUGGAGACAACUCUGUCAUUUUUAUGCACAAUCAUCUGUUACAGGAGAUAAGUGAAAUUAAAAUGUACAUGAGACUAUUAUUUGGGAUGGGAGCCUCCUUUAAAAAGCCGUUAUGUGGCUGUCAAAAGGAAAAUGUAUGGUUCCUACAGGACAAAAGUCAGAGAAUUUCAUCUGAUCCAUUAUUUCCUUGCUGCCUCAUGUAACAAACACACCACCAGCGUCAGGCUCUUAACACGUUUCUGGUGUAGAAGGAUCAGGGUCUACCAUCCUACCAGCUGGAGGACAUCAUAAACAUUUGGGCAUUUUUUUCAGACCUUUAAAGAAAUGUGUCAUCUUCCACCUCUUGCUGUUGAUACGGUACCUAGCUAGCUUCCUAGAGUUCAAAAUUCUUCCAGUUAUGUCCUGUAUAUAGUCAAAGUAUUCUCCAUUUUUAUAUUUGCUUCAGCCAUUAACAACUCUGAAUAAAAGUGUUUGUUCUUUUGAAGAAAUUAAUGAUUUAUUUUGUUCUCUUAGAUCUAAAUAAGUUCAUGUUAGUUCUCUUUAAAAUAAUCAUAAAAUGGUACACUUCAUAAUUUUUUGUCUAAUUGUUAAAAACUAAACUCGGAAUGAAUUCUCCAUUGUGCAUCUUUAUUUUUUUUUUAUGUGCUUCUGGGAUGCAGUAGUCUCAAACCUCUUAUCCUGUUGCAUGUGAAUGAUGUUGGUGUGAUCAUUGUUGCAAGACCUCAAUCAGAUUGGUGUUUGUACAGGCUGCAGUGGAUCCUUUUUUCCCAGUAACACUUUUUCCACUCUUGUCAAUGCAAAGCACCUCCUUACAGAACACCAGGAUGCUGUACAGCCGCUGUAUGAUACAGCUGUUUCAUGUCAAGGGGUUGAUGGUAUUUAAUGGUUUUAAUCGUCUGGUGAAUGAAAUAAAUAGUAUUUACAUC
Molecule: messenger RNA, 1986 nt
Organism: Melanotaenia boesemani (Boeseman's rainbowfish)
Lineage: Eukaryota; Metazoa; Chordata; Actinopteri; Atheriniformes; Melanotaeniidae
Gene: vamp8
Product: vesicle-associated membrane protein 8 (endobrevin)
Exons: 3
Coding region: 166-534 (122 amino acids)
Biological process (GO): SNARE complex assembly; vesicle-mediated transport; vesicle fusion
Cellular component (GO): SNARE complex; plasma membrane
Molecular function (GO): syntaxin binding; SNAP receptor activity
Source: RefSeq, a predicted model, not a curated record